Messenger RNA from Oppiella nova, 473 nucleotides. Lineage: Eukaryota; Metazoa; Arthropoda; Arachnida; Sarcoptiformes; Oppiidae. The record is from the annotation of a GenBank genome assembly.
AUAUGAGCAGGCAUUUAGUAUUCUUUUAUGGGACACUUAAAAAAGGUCAACCUAAUCACCACUUCAUGGCCGAUGAUAUGAAAAACGGUCGGUGCGAAUACGUGUGCAGUGGACAGACUGUUGACAAGUGGCCGAUGGUGAUAGCCACCAGAUAUAACAUACCAUGCUUACUUUUUAAAAAGGGUCAAGGAAAACAAAUUUAUGGUGAAAUCUAUUCAAUGGACACCACAUUACUAAACUGGUUAGAUUUUAAGGAGUCCCAGGUGCUAAUUUAUAAGCGAGUUGAAAUACCGGUGCAAUUACCUGAUGAAUCUAUCAAAAUUAUUUGGGUUUAUUUUAUAAUGAAUUUCAAGCCACAACUACUAGACCUUGAUAACUUUAGUGAGUAUGACAGCUAUGGUAAGCAUGGUUUGGCAUUUGUUGGGGACUAUGACCCAGAAAGAGAUAAUUAUGAUCCCAUGUCCGAUAUUUUG